AUGGGGUCUGAAGACUCUGAGCCUGACUCUCAGCUGAUGUCCAAGGCCCCUCAACGAGGCACGCUCUCGGGGUCCUCGGACCCGUGCGCGGAAGUGAACUCACCCUGCUCCCCAAAGAGGCAGAACAUGGACUCCGAAGAAACUCGCCACCAAGAAAGUCAUAAGCUUUCUGUGAACCCAGGGCAGUUCCUGAGACUCGAGCGACUUCCCGUAACCCGGUUUCCUUCCUGUGCCCAGGACGCGGCUGCCCACCCCGCGGGUACCGGGAUCCUCGUUCCCGCCGCCUCUUCCCCUGGCUCCGCCCUCGGGCCGCUGGGCUUAUUUCUCCGCGCCGAGGGCGGGCGCGCCGCAGCUGCCGGCGACAAAGAGGACGCGCGCCCCGGGAGCGCGGCCAGGGAAUGUCCCGAGCACCAGUGGAGUACACAGGACCCCCAAGGCCAUGCUGACCUCAGCAUCACCCCACCCAGCUCCCAGGAUGCUCUGGAGCCUCCUGCUCCUGGCUGCCUCCCUGCAUGCUCAGAAAGAAAGCAGGAAUCGCCACCUCAUACACACCCUCGCGCAUUGGUAGCACGUGGCACUGCCACGUGUUUUGUAUUUGGCUGGGACGACCCCACUUGCACUGAGGGUGUGGUCACUGUGUCCAGGGGUGCAUGCGCCGUGAUGUCCUGCACCAUCUCCCACCCCCUGUCCAACGUCACCGUCUGCCUGAGUGCCCAGGUCCCCGUCUGCCUGAGUGCUGAUGGGAAGAACCAGCCCCUCGUCAGCAGGAAGGUCCCUGGAAGCCCCGCCCAUGGUGGGUGGCAGCUCCGGGUCCACGGAGCCGUGGCACAGCUGGUGAUUGAUGGGGCCCAGGAUGCGCAGGCCGGGCAGUACACGUGGUAUCUGGAAGGCUUCCAGAGAAGCAUUAGGACCACCACACUGAGCGUUUCAGGAGCAGAGGCCCAAGAGCCAGAGAAGAGGAGAGCCCAGCCCUUCUCGCCUUCCCAGGACCCGGAGAGGCUGCACCGCCCGCCCGCAGCUGGGAGCCAGCUCGAGGUGGUCCUCGUCAUCAUCCUUGUUGUCACCCUCUCCUUCCUGGUGGCCGGCAUGUUGGCCUGGCACCAAAGACACAGGUUCCUGAAGUUCUUGACACUCCCGCAGCCCUCUGCACGCUCCUGCCUCACAGAUGACUUCGUUCUGAGCAAGGAGCAGGGGCCACCAGUGAGGGAGAUCCGGCGCCCAGCCCGACUCACGACCACUGGCAGGGGCGGCCGCUCCAGGGAGAGGGCCCCGCCUGCCCCCUUCUCCCCCACAUGGAAGCCGCCUGUGGCAGCAGACCCUGCUCAGUGCGUGGGGUCCAUCAGCCUGGGGGUGAGCCCCCACCCUUCAUGGAGGGUGGCACUGGGGACUCAUGGGCAGGCCCCCCAUGCAGGUCUGUGCUGCCUCAGUCCCCAGGGGCUCUCUCUGCUCCCUCGUCCUGUGGCCAAAAGUGUGGAAAUGUCAAGUACUGGGUCAUUUGGCCUGAAGGACCCUGUCCCUCGUCCGCCCCAUCCCACCCUGCGGCCUGGCUCCUUCUCCCCGGGUGUCCAGCCCCAGGUGCAGGAGGGCGCCUACUGUCCCCUUGGAGACACCCCAGGUCUGGGUGCCCGUUGGCCGUGGGCACGCUCCUCUCUCAGCCUUGAGCAAGAACCAGUUUGGGGCUCCGUCCUGCCAGCCGUCUCAGGGGCUGAAAUGUGCACCCACCCCACCACCACUAGGGGGCGCAGCCCAGAAGCGCUCUGGGGGGGGGCCAGCAGGUGGCAGCGGGUCGCUGGUGGCUCCUCUGCCUACCCACCUGGCCUCUCCUCCUACCCAGGUUCCCCUCCCUGCAUCUGCCCCGCCUGCUGGCCCUUCCCCAUCCCAAACCCAUUUAUGUAGCGCGUCGGCAAAUCAAUUGUGAUUAUGUCAAAUUGUGUAACUCAGUUGGGUGUAAUCUUAAUAGGAAUAAACAGGGUUUUAGUACAUUCAA
This is a messenger RNA of Manis javanica (Malayan pangolin), 1987 nucleotides long. Lineage: Eukaryota; Metazoa; Chordata; Mammalia; Pholidota; Manidae. The record is from RefSeq and is a predicted model, not a curated record.